AUGGCCGUUGCAAGUGCUUGCAAAGUCUCUGGCUUGUAUAUGGUCGGCUGGAUCGCUGCUCUCUCCAUAGAGUGCGCCGCCGCGACUGCGAUGCUGAAUGAGCGCCAUGAGACGCCGCGUGACUUCUCCCAGAGUCAAUCCGACGAGAACCUAUACACCUGGGGAAAGAUGGGUGAGCAUCAUGUCGCGAUUGUCUCCCUGCCUCCAGGCGCGCACGGAACGCCCGCCGCAGCGAACAUGGCAUCCAAUCUUCUAGCAUCCUUGCCCAAUAUCCGAUUUACUCUAGUGGUUGGAAUUGCCAGCGGUAUCCCGCAGCUUGGCCAAGGUCGUGAUAUUCGACUUGGAGACGUUGUCGUCGGCCAGCCACAGGAGAUGACGAGUGGGGUGAUUCGAUAUGACCUCACUCAGACCAUCACACAGGACCGAAAAAUCUCCUUGAGCAAACCUCCUCCAAUCCUUCUCCGGGCUAUGGGCUCUGUUCAAGUAGCUCACGAAUUAGAAGAAUCCAAGGUGCCCGAGUUCCUUAGUGCCAUGCCACGAAAAAGGGCCCGGGCAUCCACUGGUAGCAAGAGGGACAAUGGGUAUUUUCAUCAAGGAUUCGAAAAUGACCAGUUUUUCAAAUCAAUAUACCAGCACAAAGGCGGACGUGACUGUCUUAAGUGUCAUUUAAAGGAACAAGUGGAGCGUGGGGUGCGGUUUAGUACUGACCCAGAAAUCCACUACGGCAUAAUCGCCUCUGGCAAUGCGCGUGUCAAGGACAGUGCAACCAGGGACACUAUUUUGAAAGACGCUGGAAACGAAUGCAUUUGCUUCCUGUGGGAAGCUGCCGGCCUGAUGAAUCACUUUCCAUGCCUUGUGAUUAGGGGUAUUUGUGACUAUGCCGACUCACACAAGAACGAUCAAUGGCAACGAUAUGCUUCUGCUACCGCUGCCGCCUAUGGAAAAGAGCUCCUCCACUACAUUAGCUCUAGGGGGGUUAAGGAGAGCCAGUUGGCUUUGGAUGUUCUUAAAUCCGUGAAACCAGAUAUGGAGGGAGUGAAUGCUACUACAAAAAUCAUCAAAGAAAAAGCCGAAUUCGUUUCAAACUCCUAUAUAUAUCACCUUUCCAAACUAGAGGAUUGGCUUCCAGAUGCCGGCCUGGAGCUCGAACUCACUGAAGCACGAGAGAAGCGACAGGAUGGAACCGGUGCCUGGCUUCUUGAAAGUGGGCCGUUCAAAGAGUGGAAGUCAGGAAACCGACGAUCUCUCUGGCUACAUGGGCCUCCUGGGUGUGGGAAAACAGUCCUGGGCGCCAUGAUCGUCGAUCAUAUCGACCAAACAUCUAUACACAGCCCCAUCAUACUUUCUUACUUCUUUGGCUUCAGAAGCAAACCUACCCAGUCAAUUCUUGGCUUCUUUGGGUGUCUUAUUCGUCAGCUAUAUUCGAAAUGUCCAAAUUCGCCCACAACGAGAUCACUUUUCGAGGUAUUCUCCAAAAUUAUGUCCCAUACUGAACAGAUCCGUAUUAUUAUUGACGCUCUGGAUGAAUGUGAAUUAACGAACAAUCUCCUUAUUUGGAUAGAAAGCCUCAUAAAGCUGGAGCACCCAGGACUUCGCAUCCUCGUCAUUAGCCGGAAAGAAGAGGAAAUCGAGUCGCGACUGCAGCACUUUGAGAUCCUCUUUCCAAUUCUGCCAGAUCUUGUGGAGGUUGAUAUCCGUGCUUAUGUUCAUCAAAGACUGCGAGACGGUUGCGGAUUCGAGAGAUGGUCUUCCCAUUCGGAUUUGAUUGAGAGUCAAUUGGUGCAGAACGCCCAUGGAGUUUUCAUGUGGGCUGAAUGCCAACUUGAUGCUUUACAAAGUUAUAUCGAUGUCGAUUUACUGGAGAACUGGCUCCAAGAUCUUCCUGCAACACUGGAGGAAACUUAUGGAAGAAUACUGGCCAACAUCACCGAAAGUCAUCGACCUUACGCCGUGAGAAUUCUCCAGUUUCUAACAUACUCAACGCGUCCCUUGCGUCUCGAUGAGGCGGCUGAGAUUAUGGCUAUUGAUCCCAGUCAGACGCCUUCGUUCAAUCGAAAUGGCGAGAUCCCAGACAUUCUCGAGAUCGUCCAAUCAUGCUCAUCUCUGGUCUCUAUGGUGAAACGAGGGUAUAAAAUAAUAAAUGGGAAUACUCUUUCUGAAAAUGCGAACAAAACUGAGAAGACAGACGAGGCAAAGGUGGUGGACGAGGUGCAGCUUGAGUUGGCUCAUUUCUCUGUUCAAGAAUACUUGAAAUCGGGUCUCAUUCAAAGUUCGUUCCCAAAAGAUGAUACUCAGACUGGCACAAUAUUUCAGAAUGCCAUGAAAGAAAUGACCGCCCGGGGUUUAAUUACCAAAACAUGCCUGGCUUACAUGUCCUAUCCCAAUCUGCAAAAAACAAUGGACGAAAUCAGAGCAGAGUUUCCGCUUACCACUUACUCCACUGAGUUUUGGAGAUGUCACGCAGAAUUCUCUGAGAGAGAGGAAGAAGUCCAGCAAAGCAUCAUACAAUUCUUUCGUGGAACAGGCUGCACGUUGUGGCUCAAAUUCUCCCCCAAAUCCGAGUCUUUGCCUAAAGUUCCAUCUCAGGAGAACUUGGAAAUUGCGCUGUGGUUUGCUUCUACUAUGGUUCUCCCACACACGACUCAACGGCUGUUGUAUGAAGAGUCUCUGCAAUAUCGACCCUGCGACCUUAGGUGGGCACUCCAUCGUGCUACAGAAAAAGGUCACAUUGAUACUGUGCGGGUACUUUUAGCGGCCGGCGCCAACACCAACCUAAACACCAUAUGUGACGGCUUUCCCAUCCAUUCGGCUUCUUGGAGAGGCGAUACCAAGGUUGUACAACUCCUGCUAAUAUGCGGUGCUAGAAUCAACGCCCAAUCCUCUGAGGGCACUGCUCUUUUCCUUGCUUCGCGUUAUGGUCACACCAAAACUGUGAAUCUGCUCUUAAAGGCCGGUGCCGAGUUCGGCCUAGAAGAGCCCUUUGGGAAAAAUGCGAUCGAGGCUGCUUUAGACAAAGGUCAUACCGAGAUAGCAAAUGUGCUCUUAGAGGCCGAUGCCAAGGCCAACCCAUGGCGCACGCAUGUAUCUUCACUCUACAGCGCUGCUUCAAUCGGCCUCGUCAAUAUCGUGAGGUUUUUCAUAAGCGUUGGCACUGAUGUAGACACAGAGGACGAAUGUCGAAGUGCACUCACAGCUGCUUCAGAUGCCGGCCACACCGACGUCGUGAAGGUCCUUUUGGCGGCCGGUGCAGAUGUCCACGCUUACGGAGGAGAGGACUUUGUCGAUGCACUGCAUGCGGCAACAUGGAAUGGCCACGUUGAGACCGUGCAGGUGCUCUUAGAGGCCGGUGCUGAUCCAGAAGCAGGUGCGUCAAGACAACAAAGGAGAGUAUGGCAUGGCGGUUACGCACUUGAGGCUGCUCGAGAAAAGAACUAUGGCGAGAUCAGACAACUGCUCGAAAAAGCGAUCAGGGACAGAACACCCUCCCGCAGGAUUUGA
This is a messenger RNA of Penicillium verhagenii, 3498 nucleotides long. RefSeq lists its product as uncharacterized. Lineage: Eukaryota; Fungi; Ascomycota; Eurotiomycetes; Eurotiales; Aspergillaceae. Gene Ontology annotation, biological process: nucleoside metabolic process. Bases 1 to 3498 code for a protein of 1165 amino acids. The transcript has 4 exons. Gene Ontology annotation, molecular function: protein binding; catalytic activity. The record is from RefSeq and is a predicted model, not a curated record.